Messenger RNA from Limulus polyphemus (Atlantic horseshoe crab), 3088 nucleotides. RefSeq names its product type-1 angiotensin II receptor-associated protein-like. Bases 921 to 1436 code for a protein of 171 amino acids. The transcript is spliced from 8 exons. Gene Ontology annotation, biological process: angiotensin-activated signaling pathway. The record is from RefSeq and is a predicted model, not a curated record. Lineage: Eukaryota; Metazoa; Arthropoda; Merostomata; Xiphosura; Limulidae. Gene Ontology annotation, cellular component: plasma membrane.
CUUAAGUUAUAAUUGGGAGCUGGAAGAGACAUCCUUGAUGGUCUAAUAAGCUCCUUUUUGUCCCUUUAAAAUUUUGUGAAAUUACUAAUACUCAUUAUUACUAGUAUUAGUAUUGAGUUUUCUGUAGCCUAUAGGCUUAGUAUUAUUUCAAUACAUUGUAGGUAUGAUAUUAAUAAUGAAUAGUCACACUAACACAGUAUCGUCAUUGUGUCCGCAACAGUAGCUCAAAUCUGAGUUGUAAUUUUGUAAGGAGUACCUAUCCUAACAAUAAUAAUAAAUAAUAUUUGAACUAACACUAACAACUGUUAACAAUUGACUCAAUUUGAAAUACCUGAUAGUCAAUAGUCCAAAUGUCAGGAAUUUAUUUAUUAUUCUAGUUUGAUACCAUAUGAUGCAAAGGUAAGUGUGAAAUUGUAAAUAUCAGGGUUCUCUUGACAUUAGGAGCUGGUGGGCAACAAAGUUGGCUACUCCUCAAACAUCUUGCUAGCUACUAGUAUUGUAUUAAUGUAAGUAAAAAAAAGUCAAUUAUUCAGUCAGCUUAAAAAGUUACCUAGCCUGAUAUUUUGCUACAGGUGUAUUAUAAGGUCAUUAUUUGAUCAGACAAGAGCUAGUGGUAAAUACUGUUGAUCAUCUGCCUUCUCUCUACUCUUUAAAGUUAAUAAUUAGAGAUAACUUAGCAGAGAUAACCUUUAAAUAGCUUAGCAUGAAUAUCUUAAACAAUCUAACUUCCCUUUGUGUCUAAAUUAGUAAUGAAAUGUUGACCAGUUGAUAAAUUAGUUAAAUUUCAUGUUUCAGAAAUGUAUGCUACGCCCUCAAACUCAAAAAGUCGAAUAUUUGUACUGACAUUGAAACCUUAAGUCAAACUUGGACGUUUUAGUGGAAUUCUUGUCCUGUUUAUCAUCUUAUUCGCCGUCAGCAAAAUGAAUAUUCCAAAUGCGCCACUGAAGGGUGUCUUCUUUAUACACUUUAUCCUGUCAAUGUGGGCUCUCCAAAGUCCUUGGCUUCCCUCUUCAUACUUGUACUACAAUUCAAUUUUUCUGGUGACUUUAUUGUGGAGCCUUCAUUGGCAAGAUUCUGAUGAACCAGUAUUUAUGGCCUUAGUGAUAGAUGCAAUUUCUAUCCUACUAGACAUCAUCACCAUUUCCAUAUAUUAUCAAAACACUCACAACGACAAAGUACGUGGAAUUAAAUUCAGUGCUGGAAUGUGCAUCCUGAAUCUUAUCUUAAGAGUGGUAUCAGUGUUUAUCCUCCUCAAGGUCUUCCAGGAAAGGGGAGGCCAUUAUGAUAAUCUCGGCAUUCCAGGGAUAGCUACAGGCUCUAGAGGAACAUACGACAAUAUUGACUAUACCGGUCAACAGAGUGUGCCUAAGACAACUAUUGAUACAACACACGAACACAGUCCAGAUGCCAUGUUACCUUCGUAUCACAACCCUUAAUUUUCAUUUGAAACAUAUUCUUUACAGCCACCUAGGGUCUGUAAUUUGAACAAAUAUAUAUAGCAGUUAUUGUUAAAAAAAGAAAGAUAAAUAAUUCGAUUAUAUGAUCAUACUUCAUUGCACGUUCAAAUCUGAAUAGGUUAGUGCUUGUCAAUGUCCUAAGAUCAGAGUGCCUUUGUUAGUGAUUGGUAUGUAAAGAUUUUUAAGAUUCUGUAUUUGAACAUUUUAAGACUUCAAAACUCAGUUUAUUUUUACUAAAUUAUGCUCGUUUUUUGCACCUAACAAUUAACUUCAAAGAUGCCAUUUUGUUUUUUUACACAACAUUAUUUUUCGAAGUGUUUGAGGUUGAAUUAAAUUUUUUUAUGUUCACAUAUUUCAAGUUUAUUCCAACAUCUGGAUGUGUCAGGUUGACUGAGAAGGUUUUCUGCAGGGAAAAAAUAUCAUUUGUUGUAGAAUUAACGUAAUAUAUAUGAUAUCAGAGCUAUAGAUAGAUAUAUUAUUGUAAAAUUAAAAUCAAUAAAUGGUCUCUUGUUUGAAGAAAAACGUUCACAAAAAUGCGACUUAUUUGUGUUUUUGAACGUACCAUAUAUAUAAAGUUAUUCUUUGCUUAAUAGAAAGUUAACAAUAGAUUUCUGGUUUCACGUAAAACAUUUUUCCAUCACUGUCAUUUCAAUACUAAACUUGUGUGUUCAAAACUGUACACGCGUCGGUAAUAUCUACGCUUUCAGUUGCAGGUUUAGUAUUUUUUAAUCCAGAGGAUACUAGAGAUAUUUUAAGUUUUUAUAGCUCAAUGGUAACCUUGGAGCAUUGUAUGAAAUUCUGUGCAUUUCACAAAAAUCUCUCCAUAACGAUUACCACAAUAUCAAAAGUUGGUAAAUCUUAAAUAAAUAUCUCCACAAGAAUGCUUGAACUUGUGUUAAAUGAAACAGUUGUUAGAUUUCAGUACAAUUUAAAUCACUAUGUUCAAUUUUCUGUGAUUUACCAACACUGGCUGUGUGUGUUAUGUAGAUGUAUUACCUCAUUAUCUAAUACUGCUUCCAUGAAAAAUUUGUUUCGACUUUUGUGAAUUUCAUUUUAAGAUUCUAAAGAAGAAGAAAAAACUGUUUUAUAGAACAUAGAACUAUGAUAGAUAUAAGAUAAUUUGUUUUGUUUAAUUGAGAUAAACAAUAUAAUAGAGAUGUUUAAAGUUUUAUGUGUGUGUGUGUGGGUGUGUGUGUACUGAAAUGCCUGUUGUGCUACAGUUUUGCGAAUUUCAUCUUAAGAUUGUAAAGAGAAGAAAAUCUGGUAUCUGUUUUAGGAGACCUAAAACCAUGUUAGAUAGAAUGCAAUUUGUUGUCUGUUUUGUUUAUCUGAGAGGGAGAUAAACAUUCUGCAGAAGAAAUUAUUAGAGUUUUCAAGCAAUUUUACGAUUAAGUAAGUAACCAAGAUUCUUGGAGCAGUCACACGUGAGUAAGUAGUGAAGUAUAUAUAGGCUUAACUUGCAUUAGUCUUAUUUUGCUUUCUUUAAAGGCAGAAUGUAGAGUAGAAGCACUGGAAGGCCCAAGGUUUGAGCCUGUGAUGUGAGUUAAACAUGCUCCUCACUCUGAGCUGUUGUAUGUUAUAAAAGUGAUAGCCAAUACUACUAUGUGGUUAUGAGUAGUCGUACGUGGCAA